This is a messenger RNA of Mastomys coucha (southern multimammate mouse), 2992 nucleotides long. It is a transcript of the gene Utp14a, whose product is annotated as UTP14A small subunit processome component. Gene Ontology annotation, cellular component: small-subunit processome; nucleolus. The record is from RefSeq and is a predicted model, not a curated record. Lineage: Eukaryota; Metazoa; Chordata; Mammalia; Rodentia; Muridae. Gene Ontology annotation, biological process: rRNA processing. Bases 83 to 2131 code for a protein of 682 amino acids. The transcript is spliced from 14 exons.
CAAAAAUUGCUUUGCGGCAGGCAAGGAGCUUGCUCGCUCUUUGGCUUCCGUUCUUGACCCAUGUGAGUUACCGGCUACCGUGAUGAGCUCGAUGAAAGCUACGAAGAGCCUUCUGGCUUUGAGCCAGCAGGAUGAUCUAAUGGAUUUGCCAACUAACUACCCCUUGAGUGCCAGUGAAGAUGAGGAGGAUAGUGAUGGAGAAAGAAAGCAUCAGAAACUUCUGGAAGCAAUUGGUUCCCUUAAUGGGAAAAAGAGGUGGAAAUUGCCUGAGAGAUCUGAGGCUGGUCUGAAAGUGUCUGAGUUUAAUAUCCUUUCCACAGGAACUGGAGAAAAAUUGGCCCUUUCUGAUCUGCUUGGACCUCUUAAACCUUCACCCUCAUUGGCUACUGUCAAAAAGCAACUGAGUAGAGUCAAAUCAAAGAAGACUCUGGAAUUACCUCUUCACAAGGGAGAGGUUGAACAGAUCCACAGAGAAGUGGCAUUCAGUAAGACUUCACAAAUCCUCUCCAAAUGGGAUUCUGUUGUAAAGAAGAACCGAGAAGCGGAGCAGCUGGUUUUUCCUCUAGAGAAGGAGCCAUCUUUUGCUCCCAUGGAACGUGUGUUUCGUGAGUGGAAGGCAAGAACUCCACUGGAACAGGAAGUUUUUAACCUCCUCCAUAAGAACAAACAGCCAUUGACAGACCCUUUACUGACUCCCUUGGAAAAAGCCUCCUUCAAAGCCAUGAGCCUGGAAGAGGCUAAGAUUCGCAGAGCAGAGCUUCAGAGGGCCCGAGCUCUGCAGUCCUACUAUGAAGCCAGGGCUCGAAGAAUGAAGAAAAUCAAAAGUAAAAAAUACCAUAAAAUUGUGAAAAAGGGAAAGGCCAGGAAAGCCCUAAAAGAUUUUGAGCAGCUGAGGAAGGUUGACCCAGAUGCUGCACUGGAAGAACUGGAAAAAAUGGAAAAGGCUAGAAUGAUGGAGCGAAUGAGCCUUAAGCAUCAAAACAGUGGGAAAUGGGCCAAGUCAAAGGCCAUUAUGGCAAAAUAUGACCUGGAGGCCCGCCAAGCUAUGCAAGAACAGUUGGCUAAGAACAAGGAAUUGACACAGAAGCUGCAGGUUGUGUCAGAGAGUGAGGAAGAGGGAGGUGCUGAGGAGGAAGAAGCCCUAGUUCCUGAUGUAGUGAAUGAAGUACAGAAGAGUGCUAAUGGACCCAAUCCAUGGAUGCUCAGGAGCUGCAAUCAUGAUGCAGAAGAAAAUGAGAUCCAGGCCGACUCUGAACAACUGCCUGAGCCUGUGGCCCAUGAGUUGCCUAAAAAUGAGGAAAAUGAAAAACCAGUGGCAGAGGAAGAUGAUUUGUUGAAGGAAUUGGAGAAAAGGAGAUCCCUUAGGAAAAGAUCUGAGCUCAACCAGGAUGCUAAGCCACUGGAUGACCGAGAAACAAAAGAUUCUACCAGCCAGGAGGUAUUAUCUGAAUUGAGGGCAUUAUCUAAGAAACUCAGUAAGGGAAACCAUCUAUCAAAGAAGCAAAAAGAGAGUCCAGCAAAUACUGUUGGCCUGCUCCAGGAAGAGGAAUCUGCCCCAGAGAAAGAUGAGCCUCUAUUGUUGCAGAGGCCAGAGAGAGUGCGAACUCUGGAGGACCUAGAAGAGCUAGGUAAAGAGGACUGUCUUCUGAAUAAGGAUCUCCCUAGACCUUCAGUAGAAGGUGAGCAGAUGAGGAAACACUCGCAGAAUCAGACCAAGGGGAAGAACAAGAAGGAGCAAAUGAUCAGUCUACAGAACCUCCUGUUUCUUAUUAAAGCCCCUGAAGGUCCUCCAAGAAAAGAUAAGAAUUUGCCCAAUGUGAUUAUCAGUGAGAAGCGCAACAUCCAUGCUGCAGCUCACCAGGUGCGGGUGCUUCCGUAUCCAUUCACCCACCAUGAGCAAUUUGAAAGGACCAUCCAGAAUCCUAUAGGAACCACAUGGAACACCCAGAGAGCGUUCCAAAAGCUAACUGCUCCCAAGGUUGUUACCAAGCCAGGCCAUAUUAUCAAGCCCAUAACAGCAGAGGAUGUGGGUUACCGAUCUUCCCCAAGGUCUAACCUGUCUGUCAUGCAGAGUAAUCCAAAACGACACUCCAAACAUCAAAAACAACUGAAGAAAAGCUCUAUGGGUUAAAGUAUCUGAGGAGUGCCCUGUAUAUUCCUCUGCGUGGUCUAUGCUGCAAAAUGAAUUCCAAAACUGGCUUAAUAACACUGUGUGUGUAGUUAAGCCAUAUCUGAGAAAUAAAGGCAUUUUUCUACCUUUAUAACUGGACUACCUUCUGUAUUAUCUAUCUCCCUGUUGAAUCUUCACGACUUUCGAUGCCAUGGCUUCACUACUUAGCAUUUGUCAGGGGGACUUCCUUUCAUUAGCAAGACAAAAGGUCAUGAAAACUAAGGAAAUUAAUCCAAGUCUCUGGUUUUACAUAUAUCACCCAUCAGUCAUGAUCCACUGUAAAUACCAAUUUAUAGUCAGGGAUUGAGAAAGUACUGUGUGGUUUAACCCCUGAAUCUAGAAGCAUGUACAAACCACAGCUGGAUCCUGCCCUUGAUUGAUCAUAGAACCAAGCUGAACUGGGGUCUGACCCAGGAGUUGUAACUUAUCUUUUUGCAUCUGUGAGCUUUCCAGCUCAUUCAGGUUGCUGUGUAGAGUAUCAUUUGGAGGAGAUGUAACUCAGUAGGGAAAAUAGCUUCAGGAACUCCCUAAAACUGAUUUCAGCCCUUCAGUCCUCCCCUCCCCCAACCCCAAGAGAUGGAGAGAGACAAGCUGCAAAGAAGACCAACUUAAACUAGAUGUUUAGCUGCCUGGACGAGGGUUAGAUCAACUGCGGCCCUGGAAAGGACUCUCCAACGUGUUGAACUGCUUUGAGGCAGGGCAGUGUGCUCCAGGUCCCCAGAGUUGUGAGCUGUCACCCGUGCUGGGGUGGCUUUGAUGAUGCAGCUGAGUUUCAGUCAUUUGCUCCUGUACACAAGCCAAAUAAAACUCAUUGGUUCACCA